This is a messenger RNA of Rattus rattus (black rat), 1725 nucleotides long. RefSeq names its product free fatty acid receptor 3 (gene Ffar3). The coding region runs from base 179 to 1138 and encodes 319 amino acids. Gene Ontology annotation, cellular component: plasma membrane. Gene Ontology annotation, biological process: G protein-coupled receptor signaling pathway; cellular response to fatty acid. The record is from RefSeq and is a predicted model, not a curated record. Gene Ontology annotation, molecular function: G protein-coupled receptor activity. The transcript has 2 exons. Lineage: Eukaryota; Metazoa; Chordata; Mammalia; Rodentia; Muridae.
AGCCCUGAUAACUAGCUCAAAGCGGCUUUUGUGCAGUUCUGCAGCGAGUGAUGUCAUAGGCACAGUCAAGUCUUCAUCGUUUCUGCUGGACAGCCUAGCUCACUGCCCUGGUGCUGUAGGAGCCAGCUGGGUGCUGGGCGGCAGCGUGCCAGCUCUCCAGCACUCUGCAUCUGUGACCAUGGACACAAGCUUCUUUCCCGGCAACCACUGGCUUUUCUUUUCAGUGGAUCUGUUGGUGUUCCUCGUGGGACUACCCCUCAACGUGAUGGCCCUGGUGGUCUUCGUGAACAAGCUGCGUCGCCGCCCGGUGGCCGUGGACUUACUUUUGCUAAACCUGACCAUUUCGGACCUGCUUCUGCUCCUCUUCCUGCCAUUCCGUAUAGUGGAGGCGGCCUGUGGCAUGAGAUGGACUCUGCCCUUCAUCCUCUGCCCCCUUUCUGGCUUCCUUUUCUUCACCACCAUCUACCUCACCUCCCUCUUCCUGAUGACCGUGAGCAUAGAACGUUUUCUGAGCGUAGCCUACCCACUGUGGUACAAAACCCGGCCCCGGCUGGCCCAGGCUGGUCUGGUCAGUGGCGUCUGUUGGUUCUUGGCAUCAGCUCACUGUAGUGUGGUUUAUGUCACUGAAUACUGGGGAAAUGCAACCUACAGCCAGGGGACCAACGGAACCUGCUACCUGGAAUUCCGGGAGGACCAGCUGGCCAUCCUCCUCCCCGUGCGACUGGAAAUGGCCGUGGUCCUUUUCAUGGUGCCCCUGUGUAUUACCUGUUACUGCUACAGUCGCCUGGUGUGGAUUCUGAGCCAGGGAGCCAGCCGGCGCAGGCGUAAGAGGGUGAUGGGGCUUCUUGUAGCCACGUUGCUCAUCUUCUUUGUCUGCUUCGGCCCCUACAAUAUGUCCCACGUGGUGGGCUACGUGCGCGGUGAGAGUCCGACCUGGCGGAGCUACGUGCUUCUCCUCAGCACCCUCAACUCUUGUAUUGACCCUCUGGUUUUCUACUUUUCAUCCUCCAAGUUCCAAGCCGACUUUCAUCAGCUCCUGGCUAGGCUGAUCAGAGCUUGUGUGCCUUGGACUCAGGAAGUCAGCUUGGAACUGAAGGUAAAGAACGGAGAAGAGCCAUCCAAGGAAUGUCCGAGCUAGAGAAAAGAGUGGACCGGAGGAGGGGUGUGGAAAACACUGGCUCAGCGCUUUGGCCAGCAGAGAGCUCUCCGGGGUCAGGAAGGAGUGGGCACGCCUUCGUCUGCAGGUUGUUCCCUACCUCAGACAGACUAGAGUGCACUGUAGACACUGCAGUCACUCAGCUUGCCCUGGGCGGGUGUGCUCGCAUUCGAGACUCUCCAUGUCGAACCCCUUCCCACCCUUUCAUAAGCCCUGAAUUCCACUCUGAAAAGUUGUGGAGGUGAGAGACUUCGCUAGAAGACAGGGCCAAGCCUCUGCCUUGGCUGGCCAGCUUCAGAGCCUCCCUGGGUGGAAAAGGGAGGGAGGGGAUUGCCCAGGGCUGGAGCUGAGCUGAGGACUUGGGGCGGGGGAGGGGUGCGAGCCACUGACUCCUCCUAGCUCCCUAGAAUCCGGGAGGUGGGAUUCCAGGAGUGGGGGAACAACCUGCCAUUGUGAGGGUUUUCCAGACAGUCCCUACUCUUCUGAAAGCUCACAUCUUCUGGGAUACUUAAUGAACAAUGGCGAGCAAUGAGAAAAAUUAUCCCAAUAAAUUCAGUACCUAGGCAAAA